This is a messenger RNA of Suillus plorans, 303 nucleotides long. RefSeq lists its product as uncharacterized. The record is from RefSeq and is a predicted model, not a curated record. Lineage: Eukaryota; Fungi; Basidiomycota; Agaricomycetes; Boletales; Suillaceae. Bases 1 to 303 code for a protein of 100 amino acids. The transcript is spliced from 2 exons.
AUGUCCUCUGCCGGUGAGACUGGCACGUCGUCUACUCCUCCACGUGCUAAUGUACCAGUUUAUGGUUCUAGUACAAUUGAUUCCAUUCAACACGACAUCGAGCAGGCUAAGGAAUGCAAGGCAGAUGCCAUGCUGCAAGCCCUCCUUCAGCGUGCUUCUUCCGCUCCCGAGACUAAACAGCCCGAGCUCCUGCAAAAGUGUCUCAAGGCAGUUCUGCCGGUUUGCAAUGGACAGGCCUCCACUGCUCUCGUAGUAAAGUCAUCUGAUGUCGAGACAGCUCUCAAGGAAUAUUAUAACGAUUGA